GUGGGUGUCGGGCGGGCCAGCAGCUGGACAAGCAAGCAAGCAAGCAAGCCAAUAAUGGCGUCUCACUCUCAUCGGUCCCGGUCUCCCACGGCGCCCUGUCCCAGCUGGGGGCACGCCCACGCGCCGCGGUGCCGGCGGCGGCUCGUCCGGGCACUGCUGCUCGUAGCGGCGCUGGCGCUGGCGGCGGCAGGUGGUGGUGGUCGUGGCUCCGCGGCCGCCGCCGCCGCCGCCACCCAGCAGAGGAUCCCGGCCAUCUUCAUGUUCGGCGACUCCAUCGUGGACCCGGGCAACAACAACAACCGGCUGACGGAGGCCAAGGCCAACUUCCCGCCGUACGGGCAGGACUUCCCCGGCGGCGUCGCCACGGGGAGGUUCUCCAACGGCUUGGUCCCCGGGGACCUCCUAGCUUCCAAGCUGGGCAUCAAGGAGCUGCUGCCGCCGUUCAUCGGCACCGACCUGCAGCUCGAGGACCUGCUCACCGGCGUGGCCUUCGCCUGCGGCGGCAGUGGCUACGAUCCGCUCACGUCCAAGCUCGCGACGACCCUGUCGAGCGCCGACCAGCUCCAGCUGUUCCAGGACUACAAGGAUAAGCUGGCGGCCCUGGCCGGGGAGGAGGAGAUGGAGCGGGUCGUCUCGCAGGCCGUCUACUUCACGGUGAUGGGGGCAAACGACAUCGUAAACAACUACUUCAUCCUCCCCAUCAGACGCCACCAGUACGACCUCUCGUCCUACGUCGACUUCCUCGUCUCCUCGGCGAUCAACUUCACAAGGACUCUGAACGACAUGGGAGCUCAGAGGAUAGCGUUCCUCGGCGUGCCGCCACUAGGAUGCUGCCCGUCACAGAUCACGCUCGCGGGGAGCCCGUCGCGCCAGUGCGAUCCUGCUAGGAACCAGGCGUCGGAGCUGUACAACUCCAGGGUCUCCAAGGAGAUAGAGCGCCUCAACGCGGAGCGAAGCGGUUCAGGCUCCAAGUUCGUCUACGUCGACAUAUACUACAACUUGCUCGACCUCAUCCAGAAUCCAGCUUCGUACGGUUUCAAGGACGUGAGCGAGGGUUGCUGCGGCAGCACGGUGCUGAACGCCGCCAUCUUCAUCGCGUACCACAGCGCGUGCCCCAACGCGCCCGACUACAUAUUCUGGGACGGAUUCCACCCCACGCAGAAGGCAUACGACAUCGUGGUGGACAAGCUCAUCCAGCAGAACUCCAAGUACCUGAUGAUGUGAAGACAGACACUUGCUGCUGCAUGGCACGAGGGCUCUACCUUUCCCCGUACAAACACACGGCCUGACGUCGACCAUUAUUCAUGGACGACUCCCCACAUGGCAGUGGCAUUUGCCAAAUGUAUGAUACAUAUUAACAUAUAAAUAUACUAUACAUGCCUGUGCGCCAAUAUCA
This is a messenger RNA of Zea mays, 1396 nucleotides long. RefSeq names its product anther-specific proline-rich protein APG. The record is from RefSeq and is marked validated. Gene Ontology annotation, molecular function: hydrolase activity, acting on ester bonds. Lineage: Eukaryota; Viridiplantae; Streptophyta; Magnoliopsida; Poales; Poaceae.